Molecule: messenger RNA, 1116 nt
Organism: Chiloscyllium plagiosum (whitespotted bambooshark)
Lineage: Eukaryota; Metazoa; Chordata; Chondrichthyes; Orectolobiformes; Hemiscylliidae
Gene: twist2
Product: twist2
Biological process (GO): regulation of transcription by RNA polymerase II; developmental process
Molecular function (GO): RNA polymerase II transcription regulatory region sequence-specific DNA binding; DNA-binding transcription factor activity, RNA polymerase II-specific; protein dimerization activity
Source: RefSeq, a predicted model, not a curated record
UCCCCGGGUCUGUGUGGCAUGCCUUUAGACAUCAUGCAAGCGAGCCCGCGCAGUCUGCCUGUCUCUCCCGCAGGCAGCCUGGCCAGCAGCGAGGAGGAGGCGGACAGGCAGCAGAAGCGGUACGAUAGCAAGAGGAGGUACUGUAAGAAGGGCAGCGAGGACGGCAGCCCGAACCCCGGCAAGAGGAAUAAAAAAUCGAGCCCGAGCUCGCAGUCUUACGAAGAAUUGCAGAGCCAGAGGAUUCUGGCGAACGUGAGAGAGCGCCAGAGAACGCAGUCGCUCAACGAGGCGUUUUCCUCCUUGAGGAAAAUCAUCCCCACCCUCCCCUCGGAUAAACUCAGCAAGAUCCAGACCCUCAAACUGGCCGCCAGGUACAUCGACUUCCUCUAUCAGGUCCUGCAGAGCGACGAGAUGGACCAGAAAAUGACGAGCUGCAGCUAUGUGGCCCACGAGAGACUGAGCUACGCUUUCUCCGUGUGGAGAAUGGAGGGAGCCUGGUCCAUGUCGGCUACCCAUUAGCGUCCAAAACGGCGUUUAAGGUCGUUGGAGCCCUCGGUGGGGCUGGAGUUCAGUGAGAAUCCUUCCCUUCCCUUCCUACAGACGGCCAGGAAGAAAUCUCAUCCACAUCUCAACCGAUGCUCCCUGUGAACUCUCAGAAAGAGUCCUCCUAGACUGCACAGUAACUCGAAAGGUUCCAACAAGAAGAAGCAAAGAAGUGUUUCUUUUUCUAACACAGAAAACAAAACAACAGACGAAAAAACAUCGCCCGGCAGCGCGAGAUAAGUGUGCGGUCAAUCUCUCGGUAGUGACAAUGUCUGCACUCAGGACGGUCGCUCCGAAUGGACGUGUUGGGAUCUUUCCAUACCUUUAUGCUUUAGAAUUUCUAAAAAAAAAUAGUCGUUUUCUGAGGUUAAUCGUCGAGACAAUUUGGACCAAGACAGAUCGAGAAAAGCAAAAAUACGAGAGAGAGAGAGAGAGAUUAAAAUAUCGGCACUUCUGGUCACUGCAUGCUCGCCCUCAGUAACCCUGGAAUAUGCAAAGCUUCAUUCACACUGUUAGCCCUUCUCUAUCGCGUGUAAAUCUUGCUAGUUUAUUUAUUAAAGUUUUGCCACCGAA